Molecule: messenger RNA, 5662 nt
Organism: Paralichthys olivaceus (Japanese flounder)
Lineage: Eukaryota; Metazoa; Chordata; Actinopteri; Pleuronectiformes; Paralichthyidae
Gene: pik3cd
Product: phosphatidylinositol-4,5-bisphosphate 3-kinase, catalytic subunit delta
Biological process (GO): phosphatidylinositol 3-kinase/protein kinase B signal transduction; phosphatidylinositol-mediated signaling; cell migration
Cellular component (GO): plasma membrane; phosphatidylinositol 3-kinase complex; cytoplasm
Molecular function (GO): 1-phosphatidylinositol-4-phosphate 3-kinase activity; 1-phosphatidylinositol-3-kinase activity
Source: RefSeq, a predicted model, not a curated record
CGCACACAAACGCGUCCCCGCUUCACAUGCACCGUGACAGCGGCUCGUCCGUGGCGUGAGGUGCAGAUUCAACCCGCUCACCUCGCCUCCUCUCCGGGGAUCGGUCCGCAGCCUCUAUGUCCCGGUGAUGUUCCAGACAGCCUCCAUGUUCGCUGCGGUGGAACCAUGAGGAGGUGACCGGCCGCCAGAGCUGACAGGCGGGCGUCUGCGCCAACAGGACAGCCGUGAGCAGCAGCAGCAGCAGCAGCAGUAGCAGAGGAGCUGACGGUAAAUGAGAGGCCGUCACCAUGCCCCCGGGGAAGUAUGGGAUGCAGGAGGAAUGGGAGAAGGAGGGCGUUGGGGAGAUCAUGAUGGACUUCCUGCUGCCCACUGGGAUCUUCCUCAAAUUCCCUGUCUCUCGGAAUGACACCAUCAAAAGCAUCAAAAAAAUGGUUUGGAAAAAUGCCAGGAGCGAGGCCCUCUUCAGCGCCCUGGGCGAACCCGACGCUUACGUCUUCACCUGCAUCAACCAGACAGCGGAACGGGAGGAGCUGGAGGAGGAAUCGAGGCGCAUCAGCGACGUGCGGCCCUUCAUGUGCGUGCUGAGGCUGGUGGCGAGGGAGGGCGACCGGGUGGAGAAGCUCACCAACACGCAAAUCAGCCUGCUGAUUGGCAAAGGUCUGCAUGAGUUUGAGGCCCAGAAGAACCACGAGGUGAAUGAGUUUCGAACUAAGAUGCGCACGUUUUGCGAAAACAAGGCCGAGGAGCGGCAGAUGUUGCCGUGGCAGAAGUGGAUGGAGUACAACUUCCCGUGCGACCGGGAGCCAUGCUGCUUGCCACCACACAGCAAGAACUCCAAGUCCAAAAUCACCAAGAAGAUUUUCAUUAAUGUCAAGUUUGAGGCGAGCGAUGAAAGCUUCAUGCUGCAGCAGGACCCUCAGGACCACCCGCUGGCUCUGAUGAGGAGCGCCCUGAAGAAGAAGGCCACCGUGUUUCGCUCAGUGCGACAGGAGGCUGAGGACUACACCCUGCAGGUCAACGGGAGGUUGGAGUUCAUCUACGGGAAACAUCCAUUGUGCCAGUUCAAAUACAUUUUCUCGUGUUUGAGAAAUGGCCAGAACCCUCAUCUGACCAUGGUGCACCACUCCACCAUCAGCAAUUUUAAGGAGGAACAGGGCAGAAUGUGCAACCAGGUAUUCAAGAGUCGCUGCCAGUCCAGACCUCCUCCUCUGCCGCUGAAGAAGCAGAAUACCUCUUCACUGUGGUCCAUCAACGAGCUGUUCAACAUUCACCUGCUGCAGGGCAGCCGGGUCAACGCAGACGAGAGGAUGAAGCUUGUGGUACAGGCCGGUCUGUUCCAUGGCAGCGAACUGCUCUGCAAGGUCGUGACCAGCUCGGAGGUGACGGUGUGCUCCGAGCCGCUGUGGGAUCAGAAGCUGGAGUUUGACAUAAACGUGGCCGACCUGCCUCGCAUGAGCCGGCUGUGCUUCGCGCUCUACGCCGUCAUCGAGAAAAAUAAGAAACCCAGAGGCACAAAAAAGAAGAACAAGAAAGCGGAUUGUCCCAUAGCCUGGGUGAACACCAUGGUGUUUGACUACAAGGACCAGCUGAAGACCGGGGAGUUCCUGCUGUCCACAUGGCCGUCUGUUCCUGAUGACAAAAGUGACCUGUUGAAUCCGAUGGGUACGGUUGAGAAGAACCCCAACGUGGACAGUGCUGCAGGGCUUCUCAUUCGUUUCCCCAAUAUCCGGCCACAUCCUCUUUAUUACCCUCCGCUUGACAAGAUUAAUGACAUCGAGAGGAAUGGGGAUGCAGCUAUUGUCACUAAAGAAGAGUACAUGAAAUUAAAAGAAAUCAUGGACAACAAAAACUACACCGAGUUUUUCGAGGACGAAAAGGAACUCUUGUGGAAGCUGCGGGCUGAAGUUCGCAACCAUUAUCCUGAAAGUUUGUCAAAGCUGCUUCUCAUCACCAAGUGGAGCAAGCGAGAGGACGUAGUUCAGAUGGUGAGUUUACUGAGGAACUGGCCCGACCUCCCUGCCAUCCAUGCCUUAGAGCUCUUAGACUACAGUUUCCCCGACCCAGCGGUGCGUUCUUUUACUAUCAGAUGCCUCAGGAAGCUCAGUGACGAUGAACUACUUCAGUAUUUAAUCCAGCUGGUCCAGGUCCUGAAGUACGAGUCCUACCUCGACUGUGAUCUCACCAUUUUCCUGCUGGAGAGGGCUUUGUCCAACAGAAGGAUAGGACAUUUUCUGUUUUGGCAUCUCAGGUCGGAGAUUCACGUGGCGUCUGUGACUCUGCGCUUUGGCCUGAUUUUGGAGGCGUACUGCAGAGGAAACAUUCACCACAUAAAGCUCUUAACCAAACAGAACGAGGCUCUGAGCAAAAUGAAGGCCCUGAGUGACUUUGUCAAGUCAGGCUCUCAGAAGUUGACGGCAGAAGACCUGAAACUGUGUAUCAGACAAGAGUCAUACCUGGAGGCCCUGUCAGACCUGCUGUCACCACUCAACCCCAGCAUCAUCCUCGCUCAGAUCUGUGCAAAUAAGUGCAGAUUUAUGGACUCCAAGAUGAAGCCACUCUGGUUGAUGUAUGAGAACUACUGGGCUCCAGGAGACAUGGUGGGAAUCAUCUUCAAGAACGGAGAUGAUCUCCGACAAGACAUGUUGACCCUCCAGAUGAUCCAGCUCAUGGAGACUUUAUGGAAGAAAGAAGGCCUUGAUCUCAGGAUGAUCCCAUAUGGCUGCUUGUCCACUGGGAACAAGAUGGGACUCAUCGAGGUAGUGAAGAACUCGGACACCAUUGCCAACAUCCAGCGCAACAACAGUAACAGUGCCGCCACGGCUGCCUUCAACAAGGACGCCCUGCUCAACUGGCUCAAAUCUAAGAAUCCUGAAGACAAACUUGAUGAAGCCAUAGAAGAGUUCACGCUGUCCUGUGCUGGCUACUGUGUAGCUACUUACGUCUUGGGCAUCGGAGAUCGUCACAAUGACAAUAUCAUGAUCAGGGAAACUGGACAGCUGUUCCACAUUGACUUUGGGCAUUUCCUGGGCAACUUCAAACGGAAACUUGGGAUCAACAGAGAGCGUGUGCCUUUCAUUCUGACGUAUGACUUUGUUCAUGUGAUCCAGCAAGGAAGGACAAACAACAGCGAGAAGUUUGAGAGGUUCAGGGAGUACUGUGAGUGGGCCUACAAGAUCCUGUGUCGGAACGGAACUCUGUUCGUGAACCUCUUCGCUAUGAUGAAGGCAGCAGGACUGCCAGAGCUCACCUCCUUCAAAGACAUCCAGUAUCUAAAGGAUUCUUUAGCUUUGGGCAAAUCAGAGGAAGAGGCACUGAAGAAUUUCAAAGUAAAGUUUAAUGAAGCACUGCGAGAGAGCUGGAAGACCAAGGUCAACUGGAUGAUGCACUCAUUGGCCAAAGAUAACAGACCAUGAAGAACAUUGAACAACUGAGGACAAGCAUAUACAUGAUGGAUUUUAACUUUAUGGAGAUAAAAUUGAAGAAAACAAUUGGAUAUUUUACUUUAACGAUGGCACUUAAACAUAUUCAGCGUUUGUUUACAUCUGUCUGGCCAGUCUGUGGUAAAUAAAGACCAAGUGGGGGCAUCCAAAGACAAUGAGAUACAGUAAUCAUGGAGCCUGGUUUCAGACAGUGGAAUGCCUUUACCUCUUGGCCAAAUCGAUUGUGUUUUUGAUUUGUUCAAAACUGUUACUUGAAGACCACCUGCUCAUGUGAAGAUAUGAAUCACUGGAGCAGGAGCAGAGACUGAAACUUCAUUUCACCAAAUGCAUCAUUGCUCAACAGGGAGCAGACGACAAAGGAUGAUGAUAAUUUUAGAUGAAACCUUUCAGUCACAGAAUAUAAUAAUAAUAAUAACAGGGCGGCACUUUCACCUCAAGUCUUUCAUAUAGAUUGAUGGUUGUGUCGUUUCCUCACAUUUCAACUGCCUAUUUGCAAUUGUGUCUUUUUUUUCUGUUGUAUUUUAUUUAAUUUGAUAACUUUGAAGAACUUGUACAAAGUCAUGAAGGAUAUUUUAAAAAGAUGCUCUAUCACUUAUUGAUUUGUAAUAUUGCCUUAAAGUACAAUAUGUUGCCUUUUGAAUAGGACCAUUAUUUUUGAUAACAUCCCCCUGGACCAAGCCGUUACUCCAAACAGAGCCUCACAAAACACCAACUUCUCAUUAGAGGAAUAGUAUUAUAUUGUGGUAAAUAUGCCUAUUUGCAUUUUUAUAUGGAGUAAGAUGAGAACUCACAUGUUUGCCAGUUGGCUUAGCUUAGUACAAAGAGACAACCCUGGUUCAAGGUGCUUCAAGUUUUAUUAAAUUUAGUGGCCAACAACAUUUUGCACCAAUUUUAGAGCAUUUCACACUACAACAGACUGCCAAUGUGAUCAUUUCACUGUCAAAGCAGCAUAGGAGCAUGAUCAGCAAUGGAUAGCUCACACGUGAAAUGUUUAAUAAUUCUUCAUCAGCAGUUGUGCAUAACAUUACCUUGCCUAUGUCACCUUCCACAUUUGUGCAUGAGAUAGGCCACACAGAAAAUCCACUGAAUAUUCUCAAAACGUAAUUUUAAACAUUAUGAAAAAUGCUAUUAUGCUACUCUCAAAAUGUUACUCUAGAAAUUUAGAUAAAUUCAAAUUCAAAUUUACUUCCAGUAUCCAUGUCUAGCUGAAGGAAACAAUAUCAGCACUUCUUAAAAUAAAAGUGUUUAUUUGCAAGUUGGGCAGAAUGUUGUAACCUCUUUGCAAACUCAGAUUGUUUCCAUUUACGCUAAGCUAACUGUCUAACAGAGAGAUUCCAUCAAUGACAUGACUUCCAUUAGCAUCUAGAAAGAGAGAUGAUCUCAGGCCCACAGCUCAGAUGUUUCAGGUGUUUGGUGACUCUAACAGACAAAAUAUUGAGAACCUGAAUCAGUAAAUCCCAAAAUGAAACAAUCUCAUUCGUCAGAUGUAAGCCAUAGACGUGCAGUUGUGUAACUGUUCGUGUGGCCCUCUUGAAAGCGUACUUUCUCAGAUGAUGCAGUAUCCGUGUCUGUGUGUUUAUGAGCGUCUGUUGAUUUCUGAUAUUUAAGCUAUGCAUUGUAAUUCCCAUUGUAUUUUUUUACCUGAUGUGCCAGGUUAAUUUGGUGUCAAACACGUCCAUACUUGCAUGAAUGUGACGUAUGUGAUGAUCGACCAGAUGUCUGUUUAAGUGAGCCUGUGUGCUGGAUGAUUCAAUAUCAUGUGGUCUUCACAUUAAUUAACAUGCUGUAUAUCCUGCUGUCAGUCCUGCAAGGACCGGUUGAAUGAAAACAGAUGAUGUGCUUUUCAUAUUCUUCUUAACAGGUGAAACGAUCUCUACCGUUUGUAUGAGUCUCGGUACAGUGAUGACUUUUAGAGAAGAGCGAGUGUAGCUGUUGAUUCUACAACUUUACCCCCCCCCCAUUACUGAAAUAUUCACUGUGGAAUAUACUUUAAAUAAGGGUCAUCAGUACAGAGUUAUUUAAACACUUCUGCUUCAAGCAAGAAAGAGUGAGUCUACUCAGUAAAUGGGCUAUUUUUGCAAAUUGUAAAAUAUACUGCUGUUGCCUUUUGAUUGAUUGUAAUUCAUUGUUUUAAGGCUCAGGCCUUAUUCACAUGUGUGCAGCUAAAACCUUUCUCCUUUGCUUAAUUUGUUCUCAGGAGGGAAACAUACUAUCAAUAAACA